Molecule: messenger RNA, 766 nt
Organism: Guillardia theta CCMP2712
Lineage: Eukaryota; Cryptophyceae; Pyrenomonadales; Geminigeraceae
Exons: 8
Coding region: 222-467 (81 amino acids)
Source: RefSeq, a predicted model, not a curated record
UCUUAUUUGUUGGUUUCAUUUGCAGCAAUCAGAUUUAGGUUCAUUCAAGGCUAUAAAUAGUAUAUGUAAUGCAAGGUUUUCGAAAUGUGAACCUCGUGAUUCAAGGCACUCAUUGGUUGUGUUGCCAUUGAUGCUUGAUUCGUUGAGUUUGAGGACAGUAAAGAGUCAGGCCAAGUGCUUUUACAGGCAGAUGGCAAGGGCAGCAGCACCAACCUGGAUUUAUGACAAUGAAACAUGUUUCCUCCCUUGAUCUUGGAGGGCUGUCCAACAGGCUCCUUGGCAUAGCUCGUUGGGUUGGCUUGAGACAACGAUUUAUAACUUGCUCCUGGUUCGGUGACAUUCAGAGCUGUUUGGGGUUCCUUUCUGGUCUGGCCCUCCUGGCAAAGCUGGCGCUCUCAACAGAGCAAGAGCAUCGUUUCCUUUCAUUCCGACCUAGGGCGAGUGCAGAAUUUGCCAAAUUACCUUGAUGCCCAUGUGCAUAGCAGCAUUCGAGACAGCUGUUACAUGUUUAUGCAGCACUUCUUCGUAGUCGCUUACUCCCGCGACAAUAGCACAAGCUUCAUUCAAUCUGUUACAAGUGUCGAUGGAGACAUAUCCGCAUGCUAGAAAACCUCGAUCAGCUUUGAUGAUGAUCAAGGGGGCUUUCAGCGCCUUGAUUUGGUAUACUCUGCCACAGAAAUCUCGUGAACGGUCUCGACCUGCACUUCCUCCUCAACAGUUUACAUUGCAACGAUAACUCACUCCAGCAUCUCUUGCAGAAUGCUCC